This is a messenger RNA of Pseudoliparis swirei, 2910 nucleotides long. Its product is annotated as solute carrier family 22 member 7-like. Gene Ontology annotation, cellular component: membrane. Gene Ontology annotation, molecular function: transmembrane transporter activity. NCBI's taxonomy places the organism in Eukaryota, Metazoa, Chordata, Actinopteri, Perciformes, Liparidae. The record is from RefSeq and is a predicted model, not a curated record. The coding region runs from base 583 to 2160 and encodes 525 amino acids. Gene Ontology annotation, biological process: transmembrane transport. The transcript is spliced from 9 exons.
CCUCUUCCUCCUCCUCAUCCUCGUCUUCUUACCCUUACUCCUCUGCCUCUCUAGUCUCCUCUACCUUCCAUGUUUUCAUCCAUUCUUCUUCAAAUCAGGAGGUCACCUGUGGCCCUUAUAUUGCUAAAGCCUUGAUUCCAAAUUGCACAACAGCCAUGGAAAUGGAAGUUUUGCCAAUUGAAUAGCAUUGUGUUCUGUCUGAACACAAGGAGGUUUUGGCAUUGAUGAAGUGUGCAAAGUAGAGAGGAUGGUGUUUAGUGUUUUGAAGAAAGUGUGGCUAACAAUUGAAAUCUGUGUCUAAAGCAGAUACUUGUGCUUAUAGUUUAGCAGAAUUGGUUUAGGGAGUUGGCACAUGAGUUACAGGUUGUGGUCAUUGUGUUAUAAGUUCCAGUUUUUGUGUGUAAUCAAUCGAGAAAAACUGUAAUGGGUCAUUGAGGUAAAAUAUUAACCACAUUUCUCUGGGUUAGAGAAAUGCCAAAGGUUGUCAAGUCAAGUUGACUUCUCUUUAGCGUGAAUGCAUGGCCGUAUGAGGAUUUGUAUCUUCUCUCAGUCUCAAAGGAUUUUACACAGUGGGAGGCCACAAUGAAGUUUGAGAACAUUUUAGCUGACAUUAAUGGAUUUGGAAGAUUUCAGAUAAUGAUCAUUGCGAUUAGUUUCAUUGGCCGCUUUACAAUGCCCUGUCACUUCAUGCUAAACAACUUUAUUGCAGCUGUUCCUUCUCACCACUGUGACAUCAGCUCUCUGGACGAUGGAGGUUUUUUUAGGAAUUUAUCUCAGGGCGAAAGGCUUACUGUAAGUAUUCCAGUCAAGGAGGAUGGGAGUCUGAACUCCUGUCAGAUGUUUGCAGAGCCUCAAUAUCAUCUGCUGCAGAACUCCUCCAACAUGACUGAUCUACGCACAGUGCCGUGCCAGAAUGGAUGGGUGUACGAUAACACCACCUUCAAGUCUACUCUGACCUCACAGUGGGACCUGGUAUGUGAUAGAAGAGGGAAAAACAAAGCAACCGCUACUAUCUUCUUUGUUGGAGUGAUGUUUGGAGCCGUAACCUUUGGAAGUCUGAGUGACAGGUUUGGCCGAAGGAUCUUGCUGUUGGUGUCGUAUGUAUCGGGAAUGCUCAUGGCUGUUGCAAGUGCUUUUUCUACAUCCUACAUGAUGUUUGUAGUGCUGAGGUUUUUCACUGGGUUUUGCAUUACCGGCAUCAUCAUCGUCUCAACAGUCCUUAGUGUGGAGUGGGUGGACAUCGAGCACAGGAAACUGGUGGGAGUUAUCGACAGCUUAUCCUGGACAUUUGGGAACACAGUUUUUUCAGCUAUUGCAUAUUUUGUGACUGAUUGGCGGUGGCUAAUUGUUAGUGUCUCCUCACCUCUAACCGUGGCCAUUAUCACCUGGAGGUGGAUGCCAGAGUCCGCAAGGUGGCUCAUUGCCAAUGGAAAGCUGGAGCAAGCUCAGAUGUAUUUGAGAAAAUGUGCCAAAGUGAACGGAACGGCAAAGCUAAUUGACACACUUAAUAUAGAGACACUAUCGACAAUUGUUGUGACUGAGAAGAGAGAUCGGCCUUAUUCGUACUUCGAUCUGAUACGAACACCCAACAUGAGGAAACUGGCACUACGUACUGGAACAGUGUGGUUUUGUGUGGCAACUGCAUUUUAUGGCAUCAGUUUCAACAUCACAGGCUUUGGGCUCAAUAUCUACCUCACUCAGUUUACCUAUGCUCUAAUCGAGCUCCCAGCCAAAGUAUUGGUUUACUACUUAUUGGAUAAGAUAGGCAGGCGGAGCACUGAGGUGGGAGCUCUGCUAAUGGCUGGUGUCUGUCUCGGAAUCAACAUUUUAAUACCUCAAGGUAUGUCUACUGUCAGGACAGUGGUGGCAGUCAUUGGAAAAGGGUUUUCUUCAGCAUCCUUUGCAACUAUUGUGCUCUACAGUUCUGAGCUUUACCCCACUGUAAUGAGGCAGAAUGGUAUGGGUUACAACUCCUUCAUGGCUCGACUUGGUGUAGCUGUGGCUCCAUUGAUUCUCUUACUGGACGAGGUGUGGAAGGACCUGCCCCAGGUGUUCAUGUGCUCUGCAGCUGUACUGGGGGGAUUAGUGGCAAGAACACUUUCAGAGACACGCAACCGGUGCCUGCCAGAGACCAUCGAGGAUAUUGAACAGCAGUCAUAGUGUCACUGGUGUCCAAGCAUAUUCAGUCAAGAGAUUUUCUAUGAAAGACUUCAUUCUCUGUAGAAUUUCCUUUUUUUCUCUUUAAUAUCACUUGAUUUAAAGUAUAUUCGGGAAGGUCUGGGCUCUUGUAACACUUACAUAAGUUGUAGUAAUAGUGACAGGAAAUGUAAAAAAGGAUGUACGGUGGUAUAAGGCAGUAGUUUCCAUCCUUUUUUGGCUCAUGCCCAUUUAUGCCCAACAAGUUACUUACUGAGCCGUGAAGAUGUUCCCUUGUCAGAUUAUUUCAUUUGAAAAAAAAUUCCCCUGAACAAAUGUCAAACUCUUCAGUAUUUUGAAAAUGCAAGAUUUGAGAAAAGUAAAAAAUUGUCAGGCAUUAUUGUGUUUUUUCUUUCCAUCUCAUUAUUCAUCUCCUAAACCAUACAUUUUUAGUUUGUUAUCUGGCACUUGGCAUUUUCAUGAAUAUAUCGGUACAGUGCAUCAUAAACUGAUAUCCCCAUUAGGUAAUACAACAUUGAUUUUUUUCCAACUGUACAGAAAUCCUGAUGGCUGAUUGUAUACAUCUGUGUAUUUACGGUUUCAAUACUUUCACAGUAUCUAUAUAACACUUAAACUAUGAGACCUUUAAGAUAUUAAACAUACUGCAAUUGUAGUAUUGUUUAACAGUGGUGAUACUAUCCUGUGGUUUGAAUGAUCAUAAAAAACAGUCUGAAAAAUUGUAAUGUUAUGACAUUUUUAUGUCAUAAACAUUUU